CCCUCCCUCCCUCCGCCUCUACGGAUGCUGCAGUAAAGUUGGCCGCGCCUGCGCAGUUUCGGUCCUCUUUUUCUUGGAAGCACCCCUGACCCAUCGCACCAUGGCAGAUUCCGAUCUUGACUUCCAGACUGGCGAGUCUGGCGCCUCCGCCACCUACCCCAUGCAGUGCUCUGCUCUGCGUAAGAACGGGUACGUGGUGCUGAAGAACCGCCCCUGCAAAAUUGUGGAGAUGUCCACCUCCAAGACCGGCAAGCACGGACAUGCUAAGGUUAACCUGGUUGGUAUCGACAUCUUCACCAACAAGAAGCAUGAAGAUAUGUGCCCCUCCACCCACAACAUGGAUGUUCCCUCUAUCAAGAGGUUAGACUACCAGCUGGUUAACAUCAAUGAGGGCUACAUGUCCCUGAUGGCGGACAACGGUGACAUCAGGGAGGACCUGCGUGUCCCUGAAAACGAAGUCGGCAAGGAAAUCGAGUCAAAGUUUGAAGCCGGUGAUGAAUUCAUGGUCACCGUGAUUUCUGCCAUGGGGGAGGAAUGUGCUGUCGCUACCAAGGUCUUGGCCAACAAAUAGGGAGACGGACUUUGCUGCCCAGGCAACAAGCACCACCCACAACCAGUCUCUUGCAUUCUCAUUGGUUCUGUCACCAAAGCGUCGGCCUUCACAGACAACCUCAAUCAUUCUGUUGUGAUUUCUCUCAUCAUUGAUCUUUUGUUUUGUUUUUCUCCCCUUUUUCGUUUCUCUUUUCCAUUGCUGUUGGGGAUCGUUCCACUGCAGCUCGCUGCGUGGUCCUCUGCCUGAUCACUGAGGUUUUGUUUGGUAACAAUCUACUUUAUAUAAAACAACUUCAAAAAUAA
This is a messenger RNA of Centropristis striata (black sea bass), 855 nucleotides long. It is a transcript of the gene eif5a, whose product is annotated as eukaryotic translation initiation factor 5A. NCBI's taxonomy places the organism in Eukaryota, Metazoa, Chordata, Actinopteri, Perciformes, Serranidae. Gene Ontology annotation, molecular function: translation elongation factor activity; ribosome binding; RNA binding. The transcript has 5 exons. The record is from RefSeq and is a predicted model, not a curated record. Bases 101 to 571 code for a protein of 156 amino acids. Gene Ontology annotation, biological process: positive regulation of translational termination; positive regulation of translational elongation.